Messenger RNA from Lineus longissimus, 3788 nucleotides. RefSeq lists its product as uncharacterized. The transcript has 25 exons. The record is from RefSeq and is a predicted model, not a curated record. Bases 192 to 3788 code for a protein of 1198 amino acids. Lineage: Eukaryota; Metazoa; Nemertea; Pilidiophora; Heteronemertea; Lineidae. Gene Ontology annotation, molecular function: protein binding.
UGGUGAUGGAAAUUCAUGGCCGAAAUUCUUUGAGUUUUGAUGAAAAUGAUCAUCUCGAAUAUUCAAGUCACCGCAAUUAACCAGAAUAACACGUUCUUAAGGAAGAGUAUUCUAAAGAGACAAGGCUGUCUUCAUAAUGGCAUAGUUAGAGUAAGACUGCAGGAAAGUUUCACCAGUGAAAGUUAAUUGGUAUGUUUCGGUCGGACAAGAGUUAUGGGCGAGAUGGCCUCCCGAGAUUAUCGUCACAGGACAAAAAUUCUGCUGUUCCAGGCCAUGACAACAUUCUGUUGCAGAGGGCAAAGGCCCCGAAUCCUUUGUAUAAAAGAGAAGAGAGACGACGGGAGGAUGAUGCAAUCUUGGCCAAACUUGACAGCAAGAAAUACCUGUCCCAUGAGCUGAAACAUCACUAUGGGCUUCCAGGCCAAGACAAAGCUGUCAUCAUGUACGAUAAAUCAAAUGCAGUGUCACCUGGUCCUGAUCACAAGCCCAAACUCAUCCAGGACAUCAUGAGGGACAGAGUUAAAGAAAGAUACCAAAAGCAGGAGGAGAGGCUAGAAAACAUGAGAUACUUGAACGAAGAACGUGUUCGAUUGCAAGCUGCCAGAGAUGCCAUCCAUCAGAAAAGACGGGAGUAUGAUAAGAAGCCGCCCUCACCUGCUUUGUCUGAUACGCAGAGCCUUCCCGACUGGUACUUCACAGCGAAACUUGUUGACGACAUCCGGCCUGAUUCUCAGAUGACCGUUCGUUCUGUGGAUGAUGUCAUCAAAGAAACGAAGAAGAAAUAUCCACGAGAUUUGCAAAAAAUCAAUUAUCUGCGACAGAAUUACCAGCGUGAGCAAGACAGGCUUGAAAAGCUACGUGAACCGUAUGAUGGGCGGUAUGGGCCAUCAUCUUAUGAACCAUGGCAGAUGAAUGAUUAUUACAUGUGCCGGAAAAUUGUUGAGAGUGAAAUCGAGAGAUUCCUGGACACUUAUUUCAAGCCUUCGACGAACGCAUACACCAAGGAGAUUGCCCAGUCACUCUUAGAAGCCGACAAGCGAAAAGCUGAUAAACAAUGGCUGUCUUUGAUGAGGGAUCGGGCCACCCAGCUGAUAGCAGAGGAGUUCCUUCUGGAGGCAACUAGCGAACUGAGCUACGAGGCAAGCAAAGAGUACCUCUACAUCGAUCAGAUGGUCGGGAACCAAGCGGACAAAAUCGUCAUGCUACAUUCCGAGAUAAUCGCCACGCAAAAUCCGGAAGGCCGUGACUCGGAAGACCCGCUUUACCCAACGGUUACGAAGGCAUAUUUCCGUACCCAGGAGGACAGGCGGAAACAUAAGCGGAAUAUCUGGUCGCAUUCACAGCACGUUCACACACGACCUGUGGAAGGAGAGGAAGCUGAUGAGAGAGAGCAAGAGGAUGACGAUCUCCACAUGGUUGACUUUGAUGACAUCAGUCCGAUGGAGCUCCGUACCACAGAACCCCAUCCACUGGACUCCCAAGCCGACAUUGACUUCAAAGAGCACUUACGGAGGUAUAGGACACAUGAGGUCGAAUACUGGCAGAAUAUUCAGUGUUCCAUCAAUACGAUCCCUCUCUCCAAGAAAAUGCUUGGCGUUAGAACGGCAAAGAUGUCUCACAACCACCGAUAUUUUGCACUUGGCUCGUAUCACGGUGACAUUGUGAUAUAUGACAUUUGGCAGUUUCCAUGGCGACCAGUGAGAGCCCUCUAUAAUGUGAACAAAAGAGUGGAUGAUCCUGUAAUCGACAUUGGUUGGAGUUUGGAUGGGUCGCAAGUCAUCACUAUCAACUCCCUGGGCACAUUGAAUCUAUGGUCUUUCAAUGCCGGUUCCAUCUCCAAUGCUGACCUAAAGAACCUGGACCUGGUCAAGUCAGAUGAGUUUGGUAACUUUACGCCACAGCUGACGAGGCAGAUAUCGCUAGACGUCGAUGAUGGGGACUUCUCCUUCAAAACAGGUCCGUAUGCGACUCUGAAAGUUCACCAAGCAAACUAUGGGCCGACCUAUGCCGCAUUCCACCCAUGUAUGACAGUAUUUGGUUCGCAGCGGUGCUUGUGCAUUUCAUUAGAGAACGGGGAUGUCAUAAAAUGUGAACUUGAGGCCCGCCUCCAUUCGAACACGCCGUAUUUUGUCGAGUCGCCCAGGAUUACCUAUCCAAAUAUUCGUGACAACUAUCCAAGUUUCCUCGGCUCAAACAUCGAAGCUGAGUUGUUCCGCCACCACAAGCAUCCGAUCAUCCACAUCGGGUUCAUCAAGAAGGUGAAGCAUAUGUAUACAGUUGAUAACAAGGGAUACAUCAACAUCUGGAGAUACAGCAGCAAAGAGGUUACGGAAUACGAGUGGUUCCGUCCGUACAAGAAGUUCAAGAUUGAGAUGAACAAGCAGAUGUACACGCCGCAGACAGGCUCUAAACCAAAUAUUGUGUUCACAGAUAAAUCUAGAAACACGAAUCUCACCAAAGAGCAGGUUUCACAGUUCAGGCAGGAAGCUCAAGAAAUCUUUGACAAGACAAAUCUACAGAAUCCCUGGCACCAGGAGUAUAUUGCUGAACAAGAUCUUUUGACGCAGGUCUACAAACCGUUCGAACAGAUCACGGAAUCCGGUGCGAUGUUUCACAUCUUGAUCAAACAUUACACGACCGGGGUCCUCUCGACGUACAUCACUCGCCUCUACACGCCCGUCAAGGUGAAGUACACUCGCUUCUACGGCGUCAUGGCGAAUGCCACGGAAGAUGGGCUGGUGGUCCUGCUACUGUUUCCUGCACAUCCACCGAAGCGUGCACAUCUUUCUGUCCUGAAGUUUGAUUUGAUGAAUUUCAAGAUGGCUGACUACAGGAAGGAUAUCUUCAUCCCAGAGCAAGAAUACCAGGACUGCCUCCGUAAAGAGAUUGUCCAUUGGAAUAUCACCAAGACAUAUGGUCCAACAGGAGCAGAGUAUCUCUUCUUGAAUAAGAAUGGCGAUCUGACGGCUUAUUCGCUGAAUACAGGACUGAAAAUUCUCAAGAUGGUCAGCCCGAAGAAUUCUAAAGAUGAUGCGUUCAUGGGAUGUCGAAUCAACAGCAGUGCCAUAACCCUCCCAGCCGAUCAGAAGAUGAUCAUAUCUAGCACGCAGGGGACCAUACAGAUCAUGUUCUAUGGAAAGAAUCAACAUUUCAUCAAGGUGCUUCAGCUUAAGGAUAAGAAUGACGAUGAGACGAGGAGAACUAUGUGGAAGACAUAUACAAACUGGGAGGGACACCAUGUCGUGCCAACAGAACUACGGGUCAACCCGAUGGAGUCCUACCUCGAUGACGUGGUCCAUCCAAACGUGUACAUGCGUAACAUCAUCCUGCAGUGUAUGGAUGCUGCCAUCGAUAAAGCCGACAGACUGGACCGACUCACUGCGGAUGAGUUGGCAGAAUCGAAAGCGUCAGACAGAGUCAAUAAUUAUCUUGCCCUCAAGAAGGAGGUGACGGGAAGAGCCACUCCAGCAGUGUCUGUAGCUGGCAGCAGUCAUGACUCGCGUAGAUCGACUCCUAAGGGGCAGGAUCCGAGACGCCAGAGUGUCGGUGGGAGACGGCGCCCAAGCCAGAGGGCAGGAGAUCCGUACCAGUCUGGGCCGUGGAGAGAGGGGAGGGAUGCACCGACGCAGAGAGGUGGUGAGCGCCGGGGGACGAUAGCGGAGGAGGAGGGAGAGGAUGGAAGGAGGGGGAGUGGGGGCCAGGGGAGUGGUGCAAAUGGGGGUGGGGGUGAUGGAGAGAGAGGGAGUAAUGCAGGUAGUGGACAAAGGGGAAGUGUUGCAGGAAGAUAA